AUGGAGAAGUUGAAAGACGAUGAAAUUGAGUUAUUCUUGGACUUUGAAAUACCAAGUGACUCAGAAGUCAGCUUUUGUGAUAGUGAAGACGAUGAUAGUGAUGCUGAGAAUAAUAAAAACAUAAAUGAUGACCAGGAAGAUAAUAUUGAAAAAUUAAAUUUAUUGCCUCAAUAUAUUAACUUCUUAGGGGAUAUGGACAAUGAUAUAAGGUUUGAAAAUAAUAAUCCAUCUAAUGAGCCUGAUGGCUUUGUAAUAAUCGACGAAAAUGAUGUACAUGAUUUUGAUAGUUUUUUUAAUAACAUAAUACUCCAAACACAAACAGAUAGUAAUGUUAGCAAACAAACUAUACCAAAAUCUGAUGUUGCUACUCAAAACAAUUUAGUCUCACCCACACAAACAUCUAACCAAAUUCUAAAUCCUAUAGCCACUCAGUCACUAACAAAUAAAAAAAUAAAAACUCCAUCAACCGAUUCUAAAAAAACUACUCCUUAUUCUGUUUUUAUACAAUUAUUCACUGAAUCUCUUUUUGAAAAAAUAAGAACUGAAACAAUAAAAUAUGCUGUUCAAAAUGGAAAAGAAAAUUUCAACUUAUCUAUAAAAGAAUUGAAAGUGUUUUUUGCAAUCAACAUAGCAAUGACAUAUAUAAAAUACCCAAAUGUAAGAAUGUAUUGGUCUUCUCAAGAGGGGUUGAGAAUGAACCUUAUUGCUGAUGCUAUGACUUGUAACCGGUUUGCCGAAAUUAAAAGGUUUAUUCAUUUUGUAGACAAUUAUGAAAAACCUCAAGUAGUAACUGAUAAAUUUUGGAAAAUUAGACCUGUUUUAGACAUUUUACACAAUUCUUUUCAUUCAGCUAUAUCAACUAGUCAAAAUAUAGCCAUUGAUGAAAUGAUGGUUCCUUUUAAGGGUAGGAGUUCAUUAAAACAAUACUUAAAAUCAAAGCCUAAAAAAUGGGGAUUUAAAAUUUGGGUUCAAGCCGGAACCAAUGGAUAUGUACAUUGUUUUGAGCUAUAUCAAGGUGCCUCGAAAGACAAAAAAUCACUUUUUGGUCCAAUAGGUGAUACAGUUUUGAAAUUGUGUCAUUCAAUACAUGGUGAAAACCAUAAACUUUUUAUGGAUAACUUGUUUACUACUGUUCCACUAUUAAGAAAAUUAAAGUCUCUAAACAUACCUGUCCUUGGUACUUUAAGAUUGAAUAGAGUAACUGGAAUUGAAAAUUACCUAGUCAAAGAUAAAUUGUUAGAAAGAGGUAACUGUUCAAUAGCCACAUCUGAUGACAAUCUGACUGUUGUACGAUGGAAAGAUACUAAACUAGUACAUACUAUAUCGACAUAUGCUGGGGCUAGUCCUGAAGAUAUAACUUCACGUUAUGAUAGGAAGGAAAAGAAAAAAAUUGAAGUCACUCGUCCAUUUGCUAUACAGGAGUACAAUAAAUUCAUGGGGGGUGUGGACCUCAUGGAUAGAAUGAUUGCUCAUUACCCUCAUGGAUUCAAGAACAAAAAAUGGUACUUGAGGAUUUUUUUUCAUUUUUUGAAUAUUAGUAUAAUUAACUCAUGGAUAAUAUACAAAGAAAAUUGUCAAAAUAUACCACUUCUUCAGUUUAAAGCAUCAAUUGUUUGGACCAUGCUCCAAAUAGGAAAAUGUGAUACACCAAAAAGAGGCAGGCCUUCCUUACAAUCUGAUCCACCAAAAAAAAAAAAAAAAAAUGUUUCCAUUGUAGUUUCAGAAAUAAGAUAUGAUGGUAAGGAACAUUAUCCUGGUAAAACGACAAAAGCUCAAGCUUCUAAGUGUCAUAAUUUAUAUUGCAAAUCAAGAACUAGAUAUAUUUGUAAAAAAUGUGAUACUCCAGUUUGUCCAGAGUGCAUGGAAGACUUCCAUAGAAAAUAA
This is a messenger RNA of Rhopalosiphum padi (bird cherry-oat aphid), 1884 nucleotides long. RefSeq names its product piggyBac transposable element-derived protein 3-like. The record is from RefSeq and is a predicted model, not a curated record. The transcript has 2 exons. The coding region runs from base 1 to 1884 and encodes 627 amino acids. NCBI's taxonomy places the organism in Eukaryota, Metazoa, Arthropoda, Insecta, Hemiptera, Aphididae.